Diabrotica virgifera virgifera (western corn rootworm) is the source of this 6531-nucleotide messenger RNA. Its product is annotated as myogenesis-regulating glycosidase. The record is from RefSeq and is a predicted model, not a curated record. The transcript has 10 exons. The coding region runs from base 274 to 2832 and encodes 852 amino acids. Gene Ontology annotation, biological process: carbohydrate metabolic process. NCBI's taxonomy places the organism in Eukaryota, Metazoa, Arthropoda, Insecta, Coleoptera, Chrysomelidae. Gene Ontology annotation, molecular function: hydrolase activity, hydrolyzing O-glycosyl compounds.
UUCAGAAGAGCAGGAGAAACGAAGUCGUUCGACAAUUUACGUACAAAACAAUUUUUCUAAUUUGUGUAUAUGCGUAGGACACGUUAUUCUAACAAGGCAAAUUAUUGUCGGUUUUUCUUCAUUUAAACAACAUUUUAAGACAAAAACGUCCGCUUGAAUUUCAAUAACAAUUGUGGAUUUGAAUUUUGUUAGUUUAUUUACUGUACUAGUUAAAAAUUUUUGUUAAAAUUAUGGCUGCACUACGCUCAAAAGAUGUUUUAACCGUUGUAAAUAAUGGAUCGGAAAAAAUAUAGAAAUGCUACAAAAUACAACAAGGUUCCACAAGAAAUACCAAAAAUAGUUUUGGCCGCCCCAUCUACAGAAAACCUUAGUUUACUAGAUUCAGAAAUGGAUUCGAAAAGUAGAAAUGACAAUAAUUCAAGCCCAGAUAAGACUGAUGACGUGAUACAAAGAGACACAGUUAGACCUCCAAUGAGACGCAAAAAUAGUAUAUCGAUGCCAAAUUUGGAUGAUUUAAAGGUUUUUAUCGAACAGGAGGGCGACGGUUAUGACACUAGUACUGAAAAAAUUAAUACUACGAUUCAAGAGGAACCUGAGGAUCCAGAAUUCCAAAAUAUCUCUAGCUACCCACGUAGUGUAAGGAGGAAAUCGGUACUUAGUCCCAGAAUGUUAAAACCGCCAGAAGAUACAGAGCUGGGAGGUUCCCCAUCUAAUUCGAUCACUUCUGUUAAUUCUAUAGCCAGUUUACUUAAGGAAAAAAUUCAGAACUUGCCACAGACAUUUAGGAAAAAGAAGUCGCCAGAAUAUAAAACUAAAGUAUUUGUAGGUUUUCUGUUCACCACAAUUAUAGUCCUCAUAGUCACAGCAUAUUUCUUAUACCAACAAAAAGUAUUAGCUAAAGUAUAUUUUGGAAAUAUGAAACUAAAUAAAGCAAAACGAACUGUGAAAAUAUUUAAUGAUGAAGGAGAAGAUGUCGUUAAACUGCAUUUGGGCACAACGCUUAAUUACGACAAUGUGUUAAAUUGUUUACCAGCAGAUAACAGAGAUGACGGAAGCCUUUGUUUGGAAUGGAUGCAUAGAGCGAGACUAUAUAUGAAUUUCUUCGAUCUUGGUUCAGACGUGAAGUGUUACAACGUGCAAUGGAUCGCUCUAUCAGAAUCCCUAGCGCCAACGGAUUGUUUCGACAUGUCACACUCGCACUGGUACGGUGGUGGACAAACGGCAGAAAACGCAUGGCCUUUGGAAAAAGGCAGCCAUUUCUAUCAACCAUUCAUUACUGGAAAUAUAGAAACACACGAAUGGGGAAAUGUUCUCAAGAGAUAUUUUAUUAAUUCGAAAGGGGCAGCUAUAGUGGUCGAUAACGAAACACCUUUAUAUAUCUCAAUUCGAGAUUCACCAAAGAAGGAAUUUUGUCUCAGGGCUCAAUACGAUAAUUUCGCUUUUGUUAAUAAAUUUACAAGCACUGCCCAGUUAAACUACAGUAUAUGUACCAGUGCCAACAUGUCUCAAUUACACGUUUUUCUUAGUGAACACACCCUUUGGGAUGGUUUAAAGAAAGAAGAUAGCAACAUUAUUGAUUACUUUCUAACAGAGCCAGUUUGGGAAAUGCCCGAUAUGAAAGAAGCAUUAACUCAAGAUGUUAUAGAUAAUGUAACUACAAAGAUUACGAACUCUGUGGCCGUACUAAAGCAGGGUCAUAUUCUCAUCAACGAAUUUUGGCAAGAACAAAUCGGAGACUUCGAAUUGGACCAAUCAAGAUUUCCAGAUUUCGAUAAACUAAUAGAAAAACUUAAAAGAAGAGGUUUCAGAGUAGUAUUCACCAUACAGCCAUUUAUAUCGACAGAAAGCUUCAAUUUUGCAGAAGUGGUAAGGAAGAAAUUAUUAGUAUCCGAAAGAUUCAGUGAUAAAAGAAUACCAGCUCUAACCAGAUACAAAAGCCUUCAAAGCGCUGGAGUUUUGGAUAUAACGAAUGUCCAAACAAUCUCGUGGUUACUGCACAAAUUAAAGAAAGUUAUGAACACGUAUAAAAUAGACUCAUUCUACUUAGAUAUAGGAGUUGCGUAUAAUAUGCCGCACUAUUACCAAUGUGAAAAGGCUCUACUCAACCCAGAUGAAUACAAAACAAUAUUUACAAACAAUCUUCAAGGAGAAGUACCCCUUUUUGGAGUUAACAGUGCUAUUGAAAGACCAAGAUCUCCUAGUUUUGUAGUACUACCAGAGUUUGAAUUUUCCUGGGAUGGGUUACGAAAAAUAAUACCCACAAUUCUCACGUACGGUAUUCUAGGGUACCCAUUUUUGAUUCCUGGCGCUGUUGGUGGUGACUAUGCUGUGCCUGAAACAAUGUUGGUUACAAAUGGAACGGAAAACGUUUUAGCAGAUCCAGAGCUUUAUAUAAGAUGGUUGCAGCUAGCUACAUUUCUUCCUGUAGUAAGAUACCGGCAUUUGCCAAAUAGUUAUUCACAAAAUAACAUAGCAGGUUUAGCAAAGGAAUUAGCUAAGAAACGACAUGAAAGUAUUACACCAAAAUUAAAGAAAUUUGCAAGGGUGUCAUUAAAUUUGGGUUUGCCAAUUAUUCGUCCGUUAUGGAUGUUGGACUCAGACGAUCCCGCGUGUCAUUUGGCUGUUGACGAAUUUUCCAUCGGCGAUGAAAUAAUUGUAGCUCCUGUUUUACAUAGUGGUGCUAGAGAGAGGGAAAUAUAUCUACCUGCCGGUGUUUGGAAAGAUGGAAUAGACGGAAGUUUAAGAAAGGGCAGCCGAUGGAUUCAUGACUACAGGGUAGAAGAAGAUAACGUCGCCUACUUUGAACGAAUGCCUGAUGAUACUCGUUUUUGAUCAACAUGUCAACCAUUUUCGGAUACGGUUCGACCAAACUACAUUUGUAAAGUUCGACUAAACAAAAAAAAAUAAAAUAAAACAAAAUCAAUGGGAAAAUACCCAGUACCGAUAUUUAAAAAAAAACAACCAGCAGUAAAUUCGUCGUAUCGUUAAAAAUUCUCAAUAAAAUAUACAAUUCUUUACUCCAGCGAUCGCAAAUAUAAUGUGUAAUAGAACGGUAAUACAGUAUUUCUCAUGAUCAUCUUUCAGUGCGUCACAGUUUUUCGAUUUCUUUCUAACGCAUUAAAUUGUAUGUGACAGAAAAAAGGCACGUUGGUGAUUACAUUUCGUCGUUGACAUUUUUAUAACAUUUAUUCUAGUUAUUCUAGUUGUCGAUAGAUGGAGCCAUAAUAAAAAAAUAUUUUUUUUAAUUAGAUAAUAGCAUUGUUUAUCUACACACUGGUCUAGUUAUACAAUGAUAAUAGUAUUACAAAUAUAAUCUGUAUAAUUUAUAAGACUAUACAAAUCAAAGAAAAUACCAUUUUAUAAAUGCAAGAAACACUUUUGAUUUGUUUUUAUUCCAAAUUGAAAAUAAAAUGUGACAACUGUCAGAUUUAACUAAAAUGUCAUGUUAGAAUAAAUGUAAUAAAUGUGUAUUAUCACGGACUUACCCUUUUUCCUAUCAUUUGUUACGCACUGAAAAAUGAUCAUGAGAAAUACUGUAGUUAUGUUUAGAUUUUUAUUAAGAUUAACAAACAAUACACUAUCUUCUUAUUUAAAAAUACAUAUAUUUAAUAUUAUGACAUGAACGAUAUAAGACUUAAGACUCUUAAAAAAUGUUAAUGCUAAGAUAUGAUUAAGUAAAUAUUCCAAAAAUAAUAAUUUUUCGGCUAGUAAUUAAAACUUAACAUAUUAAUAAUUGUAGUAAGACAUCACAGGUCGUUAUGAACCAAAGAAUUUUUCAAAAAAACUGCUAUGGAAUUCAAUUGGCCCUUUCGGUCAAAAACCUUUCUGACUAUUGCAUCGUCCUGUCGCCUGAUUAGGUACAUGUCCUAUCCAUCUAAGGCGUGCUACCUUAAUGAAUUUUACAACGUCAGAUUCCUCGAACUUCUAUACAACUCAAAGUUGCGAAUCUUGCUCUUUUAUUCCUCCAUAUCUUAGGAUUUUUCGCUUGACACGUUUACGCAGUGAACAGUUCUUGUUCCUUCUGUGUAAAUGACCACGCUUCUGCUCCAUAUGUUAGCACUGGUCUUAUUAGUGUUCUAUAGAUGGUCUGUUUUAUCUUUAGUCAACAGCUAGCCUAGGUAUAUGAAGGUCUCCACACCUUCCAGAUCUAAAUCGUCAAAUAUUAUUCUAACAAUAAAACACUGAAAACGUUUGUUUUCUAUACUUCCACACUUAUUACAACUAUGUGACUACAACUGUUUAAGUGAUUUAGUUUACCAUGGGUUUGCCUUUUUAAAGUCUUUAACUGCAGAGCUUGAGGAGUGGGGAGCUGUUUGUCUCGAGUUGGUCAUUCAGAAUUAUAUCUAUAUUUUUUAAUUUAUUAAUUUCCAUAGAUUCUGAUAAAUAUAGCUUAAAGCCUUUAUUUUGAAUAUGCAGAAUUUGAAACUCUUCAUUAAAAGAAUGGUUAUGAUCUAGAAGGUGAAGUGCGUAUUGUAGAAGUAUCUGGUUUUUCUAUUGUUGAAAGCCCUUUUGUGUUCUGCUAUCCGUUUGUCAAACGUUCUGCCAGUUUGACCGAUGUAAGUUUUCGGACAGUCGCCACAAGUUUGUAGACACCACUCUGUAGUUGUUUUCUCUGUCGGCUCUUAUUGCUCUUAAUAUAUUUGCUUAAGUUGUUGUUAGUUCUGAAAGCUGGUGUUAUUCCUUUCUUUUUUAUGUAUCUGGCUAUUUUUGUUGUUAUCUUGCCAGUAUAUGUGAUAAAGCAGAAGGUGCUGGGUUCUUUCUGUGGUGGUGGAUAGACUAAUUUCAGGGCUUUCUUAUGGAGUUUUUGGUUUAAAAUUUUAUUAAUUGUUUGUUAGUUAUAGAUAUUGUUUACUGCUAUUUCUUUAAUGACACCAGCUUUCAGAACUAACAACAACUUAAGCAAAUAUAUUAAGAACAAUAAGAGCCGAAAGAGAAAGUAAAUACAGAGUGGUGUCUACAAACUAACUUGUGGUGACUGUCCGAAAUAUCGGUCAAACUGUCAGAACGUUUGACAAACGGAUACCAGAACACAAUAUGGCUUUCAACAAUAAAAAAACAGACACUUCUACAUACGCACUUCACCUUCUAGAUUCUAGAUCAUAAUCAUAAUCAUUCUUUUAAUAAAGAGUUUCAAAUUUUGCAUAUUUAAAAUAAAGGCCUUAAGCUAUCUUUAUUAGAAUCUAUGGAAAUUAUUCAAUUAAAAAAUACAGAUAUAAUUCUGAAUUACCAACUCGAGAAAAACAGCUCCUCACUCCUCAACCUCUUCAGUUGGACUGAAAGACUUUAAAAAGGCAAACCCAUAGUAAACUAAAUCACUUGUGAAAGGCACUCUGCCGAAACAGCUAUAGUCACAUAGUUAUAAUAAAUUUUGUGAAAGUAUAGAAAACAAACGUUUUCAGUGUUUUAUUGUUAGAUAAAAUGAACUUCCAUCAAGUAACGGUCGAAUCCAGCAAAUAUUAUUCUUCUAGCUGUCUGGUUCCUUGACCUAGUAGGUAUAACACAUUUUGGUCUUUUGGUCAUUUAUAGUUAGUGCCAUUCUCUGUGUAGAUGCCCUUAAUGGCCGGAAUGCAUCGGUCAGAAGCUCUGUGGACCUAACUAUGAUGUCGAUGUCAUCUGGAUAUCCAACAACUUACAAUGUACAGAUUUGUUAAAGACAGUGCCAUUACCUCUCGAAUUCCAUUUUCUAGAACAAACUUAAAUAAAAGACGCGAGAGCUCUUUACCCUGUCUGAGUCCAAUUUUGCAAUGGAAGGGUUUUGGAAGAUUGUUCUGGAUUCUGACCAUACUCGCUGCUCCUGUGAGUGUAAGUUGAGUUAGUUGAAUAAGAUGAAGCGGUAUUUGGAAUUCUACUAUAGCCAGGAGAAGUUAAUAUCUAUUAACUUAUUAACCGAGUCGUAUGCCACUUUGAACUCUACGGAUACGUGGUGGGUGUCGACGCCGAACGCUAGGGUUUUUUUUAAGGAUCUGCCUCACCGUAAAGAUUGGGUCCGUUGUUGAUUUUAGGCCGAAAGUCACACUGAUAUCCUCCCACUAUACCAAAAUGUAUAUAAUAAACUACUAAAAAUAUUUAAUAAAACAAUUUAUUUUUGGAACAGACAUAGUGGGAAACUAUGUAAUGUAAAGUUAAUUAAUACGUUUAUAACGAUAAUUUCCACCUCCACUAGUUUCAUCUCUUUUUGUUACGCAAUGUGUUAUGUUUUCUUUGAGCUAUUUUGCCGGUUAUUAGCGUGCUCAUAACUGUAUAACUAACUGACUUUUACAUCCGUUCCAAUAACUUGCUGUCGUUUAGAUACCCUUCUUCUUCUUCAUGUACCAUCUCCUCUAAGAAGGUUGGCAACCAUCACGGCAAUUCGCACUUUCGAUACCGCUGCUCUAAAGAGAUCAGCAGAAGUGCAAUUAAACCAAGCUCUCAAAUUGUUUAACCAGGAGAUGCGUCUUCUUCCGCGACUCCUUCUACCCUGUAUUCUUCCUUGCAUUAUCAAUUGUAACAAGUUAUAACGCUCGCCCCUCAUAACAUGUCCCAGAUAUUGUA